UAAAAGGCGGUGGAGGGGCCGCCGUGUUCGUACGGCUGUGCUGGGACUCGUGCGUCGAUGCUGGUGUUGAGCGCCGCCCGCCGCCUGCUGCGCCCGCCCGGGGAGCUGCUGCCGUCGGGGCUCUCCUGCAUGCGGGCGGCCGGAGCCCGCGGCUGCAGCUCGGAUGGAGCGGGUCCGCGCAACCCGCUGGUGUACCUGGACGUGGGCGCCGACAACCAGCCGCUGGGGCGCGUCGUGCUGGAGCUGAAAGCCGAUGUUGUUCCAAAGACAGCAGAGAACUUUAGAGCACUUUGUACUGGUGAAAAAGGAUUUGGUUAUAAAGGAUCCACCUUUCACAGAGUUAUUCCUUCAUUUAUGUGCCAGGGUGGUGACUUUACAAACCAUAAUGGAACCGGAGGAAAAUCAAUUUACGGCAGUAGAUUUCCAGAUGAAAAUUUUCUCCUUAAGCACGUAGGACCUGGUGUUCUCUCAAUGGCCAAUGCAGGACCCAACACAAAUGGAUCUCAGUUCUUCAUCUGUACUGCAAAAACAGACUGGCUGGAUGGAAAACACGUUGUUUUUGGGCACGUAAAGGAAGGAAUGGAUGUUGUGAAAAAAAUUGAGAGCUUUGGUUCCAAGAAUGGAAAGACCUCCAAAAAGAUAGUUAUUACUGACUGUGGUCAGCUGUCAUAACCUUUUGCCCUGCCAUUCAGGACAACUUCAAUGCUGUGAAGAAUGAAUCAUAAAAAAAAACAUUUCUGAUCCCAUGAGUAGCAAUAUGAAGCCAUUUUUUUGUAUUUAACUUGGUCCUACUUUUAUACUUGUAUUGAAUAAUACUGAUUGAAAGCAUAAAACAUGUACGAACUGAGUUGUUGUGGUGGUUGCUGCCAUGCUGAUUUGGCAGAGUCCUACUGUGUUCUGAAAGCAGUAGCACAGUAACUGUGUCUGCCUGUCCUGCUGAUAAUGUUCUUAAUAUGUGAGUGCUUCAGGUGUUACAGUUGGUGGUGAGGCUGAUGAUUCAGAACUCUGUAACUGAGGGGUUAAUAAAAGCUAAAUUGUAAGAUACAAUGCUUCCUUCAGUUCCAGUAAUGUUUUUCUGUUCUGUCUCACCAUCAUUCAGAAAAAUGGUACUAACGGGUGUUUUCAGGGCUAACUGCAGCAAUAAUGUCAAACAUUUCCUUUGCAUCUCAAGUUGAUCCAGUAGAACUAAUGAUGUAUGGCUGUGGGUUUCUUAAUGUUAAAUCUAUUUUUGUCGUCUGGUCACUGUUUAAAAAUGAACUGUUCCUUACUUGCUUUAGCAGAGCAGUAUGAUUUCUGGGUUGAGUAGCAGCCUGCUUCCACAGCUUUUCUUGUGCAAUAAGACCACAAAUAAGCCAGAAGAUUGUCGGACAGUGGACUUGCUUGAAGUACAGUUCUGCUCUGAGGCCCAUCAUGUACUGAACGCAGCACAGUUCUCAAGAUGGGCUAUUUUUGCACUUGGAGAAUAUAAACUAGAGCAUAGUGAGCUUAUUUAAGUGAGCUGUGGGCUCUAUUGCUAUCUUUCUGUACUUCUGGUCCUGCCCCUGGGUAUCUCUUUUCAUUGUGGUUUCUUCUCAUCCAUCAGCAGUAAUCAGAAUUGGUCACCAUGGAAUUGCAUGGCCAGUGGGUACAGCAAAAUCAUUGUGGUUGAUGCAUGAGAAGGAAAAAAGUUUAGCUGAUCAGAUUCUGUUUCAUUUGUAGUAACUGGUGUGUGUUUUUAUGUGGAAUCCUUGAGUCAGUAACAAAUGAUGGAACCUCACAAUACUGCUUCUGCAAUUACUAAAGCUGUAAAAUAUCCAUGCUUGGGGGGAAAAGCACUCGGCUGGUUUUAUGUGAUCAUCUUCUGCUGAAGAGAAAAAAUAAAAUGUGAUAGUUCUGUUCAACUGUGAAUUUACUUCCACUGCAUUCUGCUAACUACGUGGGUUUUAAAGUAAUUUGCACUGCAGUUUUUUUCCUACUUGGAGCUGUGUUCUUAUGUAUACAAAGGAGAAGUGUAAUCUUAAAGAAAAAAUGGGAUUUAUGAGUUUUUCUUCACUAGAGCUGUUUCAUCUUUAUAUCAUUUUUGAUUGAUUUGUACUGUUUUGGUUUCUUAUAUAAUAAUGAUUGUGUUCUCAAUUUGUAUGUAAAAACUAAUUUAAAUAUAGUUCUGACAUAAAAGGAAAAA
Messenger RNA from Coturnix japonica (Japanese quail), 2161 nucleotides. It is a transcript of the gene PPIF, whose product is annotated as peptidylprolyl isomerase F. The record is from RefSeq and is a predicted model, not a curated record. NCBI's taxonomy places the organism in Eukaryota, Metazoa, Chordata, Aves, Galliformes, Phasianidae. Gene Ontology annotation, molecular function: peptidyl-prolyl cis-trans isomerase activity; cyclosporin A binding. Gene Ontology annotation, cellular component: cytoplasm. Gene Ontology annotation, biological process: protein peptidyl-prolyl isomerization; protein folding.